AAUAUCUUUUCCAUGGCUAAUUUACCUCCCUAACAAUAUACAUAAUCUUCUAAUCUUCCAUCUAAUAAUAGAGAUCCAUCAACAUAUUAAUAACCAACUUUAGGAUAAUAACAGUCUCCUUAAUCUAAUUUGCCUAUCUAAAUUACGCCUGAUAUAGGCUUACAAUACUUGCCACAAUAGAUUAUCCAAUAACCCUACUCUAGUUAACCAUUAUAAUAACCUCUUUAAACCUAACUUUAACCAACUUAGCUUGGUCUAUAAUAACCUAUUUUUGGUUAAUCCUAAAUAUAAUAAGUUGUCUAACAACCAUAAGAAGGAAAUGUUGUAAAAGGUUAGUCAAGAAUAGAAUACAUUCCAUAUGAAAGAACAAUUACAGAAUAUGAAGAAGUAAGAAGAUAAGUCCAAGUUCCAAUUACUAAAUAAGUCACCGAUUAUUAUGCAGUCUAAUAUGAUAUUGAAUACAUUCCUUAAGUGAUUCAAGAAAAACAAAUUGAGUAUGUACCAGUUGAGAGAGUUGCAGAAAGGACUGAAUAUUAUACCAUUGAAAAGUAAAAUGUCAUAUAACAAGUAAAUAUAAUUAUAUACUAAUAGCCAAUUGGAUAUUCAUAGUCUUAAGUACAAACAAAUUAUUUGUCUGAACAAUUUUAAUAUAAUCAAAUAAAUUAACUUCAACCAGCAAUUGUUUAUGAUCCAUAAUUUCAAUAAACUCAAGUCUAAACAAGAGAUGUCAUUUAAUAUCCAGCCACACAAUAAUAGCAAUAUAUUUAAUAACUUCCAGUUUAACAAUCAGUCCCAUUAAAAUAACCAACUACUUAAGCAUAAUAUAUGACAACUCAAUAUUAACAAUAUACUAGUCCUAUUGCAAUUCAAUAACCCUAAUAUUAAAUAUAAUAAGUAUACUUUUAUUUUAUGUAAAUAUAGACUGUCCCAUUAAAUUAUGGAUAAUAAUUUUAAUCACCUUAAAUUUAAUCACCUCCUAAAUAACCAAUUACUGCAACAACCAUACCAUAAGGAUAUUCUGUUCAAGCUUAAUCAAUUCCCUAAUAAUAUUCAAUUUAUGGUUAAUAAACAAUUAAUUAAUCAGUUUAAUAACAAUAGCCAACUCUAUAAACUAAGCCUUAAUAAUAAUUGACUUAAACUACUACAUAAUAAAAUCCAUAACUAUAGUAGACUGUUAGUCCUAAUUAAGUAAAUAUUAAAAUUAUAAAUUAAGUUUGCAUAGUCUGUUCCUUAAUAAUAACCUAUUCAAUAGGAUCUGGGUAGAACAAGACCAUAUUAACAAUAAUAAUAAUAAUAAUAUUAAUAAUAAUAACCAUAAUAAUAAUAAUAACCAUAAUAACAAUAAUAACAAUAAUAAUAAGGUGUUCCUUAAAAGCCUAAUAAAGAAAAAUCCUUUUUAGAAAAAUUAUUCGAUUGA
Paramecium primaurelia is the source of this 1417-nucleotide messenger RNA. The record is from the annotation of a GenBank genome assembly. Lineage: Eukaryota; Ciliophora; Oligohymenophorea; Peniculida; Parameciidae.